AUGUUCCCCAUAAUUUCCCGCCAUCAUCUGUGGUCGGGUGGGCUUCAGAGUAGAAUCCUCCUGAGCCAGCCAGUGGUGAGCAGGCAGCACAGUGAGCAGAUGCACACCAGAGUUGGAGACCGCGCUGAACUCAGCAGGGCCUUCACACAGAGGGACGUGGCUGCCUUCUCAGAAUUAACGGGGGAUGUCAAUCCUUUGCAUUUAAAUGAAGAUUUUGCAAAAAACACCAAGUUUGGAAAGACAGUUGUGCAUGGAGUUUUGGUCAAUGGACUUAUUUCGGCUCUCCUGGGAACUAAAAUGCCAGGGCCAGGCUGUGUAUUACUUUCACAGGAAAUUAGCUUUCCAGCCCCUUUAUAUGCUGGAGAAGUUGUUGUAGCUUCCGCAGAGGUGAAAAGGCUAAAGCGGUUCAUUGCUGUUAUUGCAGUGUCAUGUUUUGUAAGAGAAAGUAAAAAGACUGUUAUGGAAGGCUGGGUUAAAGUUAUGGUCCCAGAAACUCCCCAGUCCUGCAAUGUGUUUAAAGAUGCACAUUCAAGUGCCAGUGGUACUGUUCUUGAAGAGCCUCUGAGGAAAAAGGAACGCUGCUCUUCACCGAGGGAUGGCCUGUACACCUAGAAGCCCAGGUUGGGGGAGGGUCGCAGGUAGAGGGGUGUCCAAAGGUCCACUGUCCAAUUUGGCUUUAUGCUUCACACAGACCUGAGUAUAUUCCUCCUCUGUCUAGAUUUUUAAAACUGAAGAAAUACCAAGAAAGUUACUUAGCUAAAGGUUCUUUUAGGAUUUCACAUCUAGUCAGAUUUGCAUUUGAAUAACAGAAGCCUGCCUCUGUCUGUGCAGAGUAAGUUUGUCACUGAAUUUAUAACUAGCCUUUAAUUACUGAAGGCAACAACAGAAUUCAGGUCAUCUUUGAACACCUACCUUCUACCAGUCAGGGUACUUAGAUCCUGUCCUUCAGCAGUUUCUGAGUCAGAGUUUAUUGUAAUUUGUUACUGUUUACACCACAGUGGCACCUUGUUCCAUCUUCAGUGGCAUUUGCUUUUCACAUGGCUUUCCUGUGAUUGGAGAAGGGCUUAUGUGCACGUUUGGACUCAUUUAUGUAAACUCUCUCAAUCUCAGGUAUACAACAGGGAUAACAACACCUACCACACAGGACUGUUGGAGAUGCUAGAUACAAAUAGCUAAGCACGAAGUCCAACCGGUCAUCCAUUCUCCCCUGUGAAUGAGGUUAGAGGUUUUCCUGAGUUUAAAGCAAACUAGCCCACAAUUAAAAGAGGUAAUAGACUUCAUUUUUCAGGAUGUCAAUCAAUCUAAACCUGGAAUAGAAUUGGAAUGCAAAAUUUCUAUUUUAGUAAUCCAGAUUAUUUUCUCCCUCUCUUGAAAACACUGUGGAUUCUCCCCUUUACAAAUAAUAUAUGCUUAUUGUAAAGAUUUAUAAAUAAAAAGUAUAAGGAA
Messenger RNA from Mirounga angustirostris (Northern elephant seal), 1446 nucleotides. RefSeq names its product hydroxyacyl-thioester dehydratase type 2 (gene HTD2). NCBI's taxonomy places the organism in Eukaryota, Metazoa, Chordata, Mammalia, Carnivora, Phocidae. Gene Ontology annotation, biological process: fatty acid biosynthetic process. The transcript has a single exon. Gene Ontology annotation, cellular component: mitochondrion. The record is from RefSeq and is a predicted model, not a curated record. Bases 1 to 612 code for a protein of 203 amino acids. Gene Ontology annotation, molecular function: (3R)-hydroxyacyl-[acyl-carrier-protein] dehydratase activity.